UUGGCUCCUAGCUCAAUUCCAGCCAUUGUUGAAGCUUCUUCACAGCCAUUUCCAGGACCCAACCAACCACAGCUGCUGAUCCCAGGAUGGUGAUCCAUGUUUAUAUUGCAUCUUCCUCUGGCUCUACUGCAAUUAAGAAGAAACAGCAAGAUGUGCUUGAUUUUUUACAAGCCAACAAAAUAGGAUUUAAGGAAAAAGAUAUUGCAACAAAUGAAGAGAAUCGGAAGUGGAUGAGAGAAAAUGUACCUGAAAACAGUCGACCAGCUAUAGGACACCCCCUUCCACCUCAGAUUUUCAAUGAAAACCAGUACUGUGGGGACUAUGAUGCCUUCUUUGAAGCCAAAGAAAAUCAUGCAGUAUAUGCCUUUUUACGCUUGACAGUACCACCUGGCUCAAAGGAAGCAGAAAUCCAGGCAAAGCAGCAAGCCUGA
Messenger RNA from Nycticebus coucang (slow loris), 431 nucleotides. Its product is annotated as adapter SH3BGRL-like. The transcript has a single exon. The record is from RefSeq and is a predicted model, not a curated record. NCBI's taxonomy places the organism in Eukaryota, Metazoa, Chordata, Mammalia, Primates, Lorisidae. Gene Ontology annotation, cellular component: cytoplasm. The coding region runs from base 87 to 431 and encodes 114 amino acids.